Ipomoea nil (Japanese morning glory) is the source of this 933-nucleotide messenger RNA. RefSeq names its product ethylene-responsive transcription factor ABI4. NCBI's taxonomy places the organism in Eukaryota, Viridiplantae, Streptophyta, Magnoliopsida, Solanales, Convolvulaceae. Bases 1 to 933 code for a protein of 310 amino acids. Gene Ontology annotation, biological process: response to stress; positive regulation of DNA-templated transcription. Gene Ontology annotation, cellular component: nucleus. The transcript has a single exon. The record is from RefSeq and is a predicted model, not a curated record. Gene Ontology annotation, molecular function: transcription cis-regulatory region binding; DNA-binding transcription factor activity.
AUGGCCACUCAUGAAAUCAAUCCAAAUAUACACAACUCCAUUAUUACUCAACCCCCGACGACCUCUAACGUCUCCGGCGACAACCUCGACUGCAACGCCGCCGCAGCGAGCGGCGAGAGUGGUGGCGGGAAGAGAGGCGGCGGGAAAGGGAGAGGCGGGCCGGACAACAGUAAGUUUAAGUAUAGAGGGGUGAGGCAGCGGAGUUGGGGGAAGUGGGUGGCGGAGAUCCGGGAGCCCAAGAAGCGGACGAGGCGGUGGCUCGGGACUUUCGCCACGGCGGAGGACGCCGCCCGAGCCUACGACCGAGCCGCCAUUGUGCUCUACGGCUCCAAGGCGCAGCUCAACCUCCAACCGUCGGGAAAUAGCGACGACGGUUCCUCGUCUUCCUCGCAGUCCUCCAAACGCGCCACCUCCUAUUCCACCCAAAACCUCCGCCCCAUCCUCCCAAAACCCCCCGGUUUCGGCCUCGUCCCACCCCCUUCCGCCGCCGCCGCAACCGCGUACAUACCCUACGGCUUCCAAUACCCGCCGGAGAUUCUCCAACAAUACUCCCUCCAACUACCCCAACCACCGCAACCGCCGUUCCGCAGCAGCGAAGCAAUUGUGCUGUGCAAUUCAAUCCCAAGCCCUAACCCUAACCCUACACCCCCUCCAAAUCCCAACCACCCCGAAAGCGACCCCAAAACCCAAUCCCAACAACAAGACGAUUUCUCCUUCUACGACGAAAUGAACUCGCUGGUGGGCUCCGUGGGCUCAAGCUUGUCACUCUCAUCAACCAUGGCGGCGGCGCCGCCGGCGUUCGGAAGUCCGGGCUCCCCCAUGUUCUGGCCCACCGGAGAAGACGGAUUAGCCGGUUCAAGCAUCUGGGAUUACCCCAACGUCGAUCAAUAUCAACUCUUCGAUUUCAACCAAGACAACCUCGGAAAGAUCUAA